Molecule: messenger RNA, 1219 nt
Organism: Amphimedon queenslandica
Lineage: Eukaryota; Metazoa; Porifera; Demospongiae; Haplosclerida; Niphatidae
Product: replication protein A 70 kDa DNA-binding subunit-like
Exons: 11
Coding region: 58-1203 (381 amino acids)
Biological process (GO): DNA replication
Cellular component (GO): nucleus
Molecular function (GO): DNA binding
Source: RefSeq, a predicted model, not a curated record
GGCGUGGUCUAUGUUUCGCAGUUUUUGGCGGUACUUUGUGAAGAGAGGCGAGUGAAAAUGGCCCAAUUUGAUGUCUCUCUCUUAUCCGGCGGUGCUAUUAAAGCUUCAAUGGAAGGACAGGCUCCUCCAAGCCCUCGAUUACAGAUUCUGGGUAUUAAAGGUUUUACAAAUGAUUCUCGUGGAGGCGGAGCCCAAAAGUAUCGAAUACAAGUAUCAGAUGGUAUUCAUUGUGGAGCAGGAAUGUUGGCUACUCAGUUAAAUGAGAAGAUCACUUCAAACGAGAUCAGCAAAUAUUGCAUUGUUCGUGUUGACAAGAUGCUGAUAAAUUCCAUUGGUGCCAAAAAAGUAAUGAUAUUCAUUAAACUCACUGUGCUGUACAGUGCUCAAGAUGUUGGUGGGAUGUUAGGAACUCCUCGUCAGCUUAACUCCGACAGUGCUGACUCUAAUUCCACUACUCCAACUGUCAAAGACGAGCCUUUAGCCCGCCCUCCUCUUGCUCAACGCUCACAAGUGGGUGUGGCACCAGCACCAGUUGCGCCUCAGCCGAUUCAGACUCCGCCUAGAUUUUAUGGUAACUCGGCUCAAAGGACAGGAGGAAUGGGAGGGGCCAGUAAUUUAAUGCAGUCACCUGGGGGUGGUACUAAGAAUGUUGUGCCUAUAACUGCAUUGAAUCCAUACCAGAAUAAGUGGACGAUAAAGGCGCGGGUCACUUCAAAACCUCCUCUAAGACAUUAUAAUAAUUCUCGUGGAGAAGGUCGUAUUUUGACGCUAGAGUUUGUUGACCAUUCUGGUGAGAUCAGGGCUACAGCAUUCAAUGAAGACGCUGAUCGUUUCUUUCCAAAUGUUGAAGUGAACAAGGUUUAUUACGUGUCGAGAGGUCGUAUCAAACCAGCCAAUAAAAUAUAUUAUGCUAACAAUGAUUAUGAAUUGACGCUUGGAGCUGAGACAACCAUUGAAGAGUGUUUUGAUGAUGUUAGUGACAUGCCUUCAACUGCCUCUUUUAAUUUCACGUCAAUUGGAGACUUGGAAUCCAAACCUAAGGACAGCAUUAUUGAUGUCAUUGGUGUGUGUGUUUCUGCUGCUGAGUUGGGUUCAGUGACUGUCCGUUCCAGUAAUAAAAAGGUAUCAAAGAGAGACAUUACUUUAGUUGAUAGAAGUGGACGAAGCAUCAUAUGCACAAUUUGGGGAACAUCAGUAAGAUGAUGAUGAUGAUGAUCAU